CGCCCGGUUACCUGUCGGCUGGGCGCGCGCGGCCGGGAGCUGGGGGCCCGGGGUUGCGGAGGGGGCUGUAAGGAGAGUUCGCGAACAAGUCUGGAGGCCGGCGCUGGACGGGGCGAGGCAGUAGGCGUGGACCGGGGGUCUUAGGAGACGGCGAGCGGGGCACCGAGGCGAGGCGUAGAGGUCACCCUCGGGAGGUUUCGGCGAAACCUGGUGGGCAAGAGCCAGCACCCGGAAUCGCGCCUUAGGAGGCAGCUCAGUUCAGUCUGACUUUUGUUUCGGGGAGUUGAGGCGAGCUGCACAGACGUAAUUGUAAUUACACAGCCCUUCCAGCGUGGAUAACUCGCUCCGACCGCCCGGGGAAAAGAGAGCUUAAUGGACUCUGGAAGUGAUGGUGGUUAUCCUAUGAUGAGGCAUUUGCUAUGGCUAAUGACCCCUUGGAAGGCUUCCAUGAAGUAAACCUUGCUUCACCUACUUCUCCAGACCUUCUUGGUGUGUAUGAACCGGGAACUCAAGAGCAGACUACCUCACCAAGUGUCAUCUACCGGCCACAUCCUUCAGCUUUAUGCUCCGCCCCUAUCCAGGCUAAUGCCUUAGAUGUUUCCGACCUUCCUACACAACCUGUGUAUUCAUCCCCCAGACGUUUAAAUUGUGCAGAAAUAUCUAGUGUCAGCAUCCAUGUUACAGACCCAGCACCUACCUCUGGAAUCACAGCUGGGUUAACUAAAUUAACUGCAAGAAAGGACAACUGUAAUGCGGAGAGGGAGUUUUUACAGGGUGCUACCAUAACAGAGGCUUGUGAUGGCAGUGAUGAUAUUUUGGGGUUGAGUACUGAUAGUCUGUCCCGCUUACGAAGCCCAUCUGUUUUGGAAGUUAGAGAAAAGGGCUAUGAAAGAUUAAAAGAAGAACUUGCAAAAGCUCAGAGGGAACUGAAGUUAAAAGAUGAAGAGUGUGAGAGGCUUUCUAAAGUACGAGAUCAACUUGGACAGGAAUUGGAGGAACUCACAGCUAGUCUAUUUGAGGAAGCUCAUAAGAUGGUGAGAGAAGCAAAUGUCAAGCAGGCAACAGCAGAAAAACAGCUAAAAGAAGCACAAGGAAAAAUUGAUGUACUUCAAGCUGAAGUAGCUGCAUUGAAGACACUUGUAUUGUCCAGUUCUCCAACAUCACCUACACAGGAGCCUCUGCCAGGUGGAAAGACACAUUUUAAAAAGGGGCAUACAAGAAAUAAAAGUACAAGCAGUGCUAUGAGUGGCAGUCAUCAGGACCUCAGUGUGAUACAGCCAAUUGUAAAAGACUGCAAAGAGGCUGACUUAUCCCUGUAUAAUGAAUUCAGAUCUUGGAAGGAUGAGCCCAUAAUGGACAGAAAAUGUCCUUUCUUAGACAAAAUCUAUCAGGAAGAUAUUUUUCCAUGUUUAACCUUCUCAAAAAGUGAGUUGGCUUCGGCUGUUCUGGAGGCUGUGGAAAACAAUACUCUAAGCAUUGAACCAGUGGGACUACAACCUAUUCGAUUUGUGAAAGCAUCUGCCGUUGAAUGUGGAGGACCAAAAAAAUGUGCUCUCACAGGUCAGAGUAAGCCCUGUAAACACAGAAUUAAAUUAGGGGACUCAAGCAAUUAUUAUUAUGUUUCUCCUUUUUGCAGAUACAGGAUCACUUCUGUAUGUAACUUUUUCACGUAUAUUCGAUAUAUUCAACAGGGACUUGUGAAACAGCAGGAUGUUGAUCAAAUGUUUUGGGAAGUUAUGCAGUUGAGAAAAGAGAUGUCAUUGGCAAAGCUGGGAUAUUUCAAAGAGGAACUGUGAUGCUCUGCCUGGGACCAUGCAUGAACCUCCCUGAAGACCUGGAAAAUGACUGAAUAUUUUUAUGGUUACUUGAUAUUUAUUUCCUUCCAAGGAGUGGGUCCAAGACUUUUUCCCUCUUUUGCAAAUUACACUGAGAAGUACUGUGAUUUCUUUUAAACUGACCUAUGCUGUGUUUGCUUAUUCUUUAGUUGAACACACUAUAAAGAAUUACAGGUGUA
Molecule: messenger RNA, 2014 nt
Organism: Eubalaena glacialis (North Atlantic right whale)
Lineage: Eukaryota; Metazoa; Chordata; Mammalia; Artiodactyla; Balaenidae
Gene: RAB3IP
Product: RAB3A interacting protein
Exons: 11
Coding region: 420-1796 (458 amino acids)
Biological process (GO): exocytosis
Cellular component (GO): Golgi to plasma membrane transport vesicle
Molecular function (GO): guanyl-nucleotide exchange factor activity
Source: RefSeq, a predicted model, not a curated record